UACUUGUCUCACAAAUCUUUGAAACUGCUCUUAUGUCUUUUCUACAUACCUGAAUGUAGGCAUGUGUACAUGUCAAUUUUUUUAAAAAUAUUUUGUGGUUAUGAUUAAUAUUUCAGUUCAGAAUCCUGAAGAUGCAUUAAUUGAUGCAAAAGUUGUGAAUGCCAGCUCCACUGUUUUGAAGCGAAGUGCUCAAGCCUUAGAUACAAAUCUGCUUUCUUUUACAAGAGAGGAGUAUUAUAAAAAUACAUUAUCUGAUCUACAGGAAGAGUCCUCUGUAGUCAGGCAAGGCAAGUUAAACUUCCAGAAAUUAGCCUCUAAAGCUGCAGAAUGUUUUAGUCGCACACCACCUGCCUCGUAUGUAUUAGGCGCUUUCCAAGUUGGUGAAGUAGCGUGUGCCAAGAAGAAGGAACAGAAACAAAGGGCCAAGCAGGAAAUAGAAAGAAAAAGUCAGCCAGAAAAUGUGACAUGUAACAAAGAAGAAGAUGACAUUGAAGAUUCUGUACAUUAUAUUAUGAAUGUUUUGACUGCCGCAUACCGACAAAACAAGAACAAACCGAUCUGCUUCUUUAAGCUCGUUAUCAACCCAGACUCUUUUGGUGCCACAGUAGAAAACAUAUUCCAUGUUUCUUUCCUUGUAAGAGAUGGAUAUGUUAAUUUAUCAUGGGAUGAAAACAGAUUUCCAGUCAUUGCACCUGUUCCAAGAAAUGCCAUAGAAACGAAAUAUGAACAACAGAAACGACAGAUGAUUCUUGGGAUUGACAUGAAAAAGUGGGAAGAACUGAAGAAAGCAUUUGAAAUUAGAGAGGCAAUGAUAAAGCCAAGAAGCAUUGAUGCUACACAAGAAUCAAGUAAUUGACAUCUGCAUACGUGACUGUCUCCACGCACACCCAUUCAAGUUCCAUUUUUGUUUACAAACUGAAGGUAGAUAAACUGAGAGGGGUAUGGAGAGGUAGUUACAUGUUUUGAUGUAACUUAACCAUAGUUCAUAAGAAUUGCUGGAGGUGUCCUUCCCUGCCUGCUGUCAGGCAUACCUCACAUUGAACAGGUUCUGGAAUACUUUCUGAAGUUUAACCUCGGUAAUUGAAGCACCGCUUCAACAUG
Zootermopsis nevadensis is the source of this 1101-nucleotide messenger RNA. Lineage: Eukaryota; Metazoa; Arthropoda; Insecta; Blattodea; Termopsidae. The record is from RefSeq and is a predicted model, not a curated record.